Molecule: messenger RNA, 1884 nt
Organism: Hemiscyllium ocellatum (epaulette shark)
Lineage: Eukaryota; Metazoa; Chordata; Chondrichthyes; Orectolobiformes; Hemiscylliidae
Product: TOG array regulator of axonemal microtubules protein 2-like
Exons: 12
Coding region: 1-1884 (627 amino acids)
Biological process (GO): microtubule cytoskeleton organization
Cellular component (GO): cytoplasmic microtubule; cilium
Molecular function (GO): microtubule binding
Source: RefSeq, a predicted model, not a curated record
AUGCAUCAGAAAAGGAGGGAAGAGAUGGAGCAGCGACAACAUCGGAAGGAAAGAAAGCUGAAACAGCAGCUGGAAGAGCGCCUGCAGAAGAUCACGCCCCAUAGGGACACUGUCCCAGUUCCAGAGUUGUUGAACUGCAGGGAAUUCAGCAACAUCAGUCUUAACUCUAGUCUUAAUAAUGGCAGUUCGUUGCGUAAACGAAUCAAUCAUCCUUCGCUGCCGAGCAUCCCAAAUAUUAUUCAGACCAACAAUGUGGCUCGACGUUUCUCAGCUCAGUCACUGCCUGGCUUCCCUUUGGAUUCCUCAGAAGGAGAUGCAGAUAUGGAUGAUGAAGAAUUCCUGAAGAUGCACUCAUUCACCCGGCAGGAGCAAGGAUUGACCGAGGCACUGAAACUCCUGGCUAACAGUGACUGGGAGAUGAAGAGGAAGGGAUUGUCAAGUGUUCGACGCUUGGCUCGAUACCAUCAGGAAGUUCUCCUAACGAAGCUUCAUGCUGUCUGCUUGGCAGUGACAAAGGAGGUCAGUAACUUACGUUCCAAGGUUUCGCGCUCAGCGAUCUUGUCUCUCAGUGAACUGUUCUCUCAGCUGAAGAGAAACAUGGAUCAGGAAGUUGAUGAAGUGACCAGAAUACUGCUUCACAAGACAGGCGACUCCAAUGAGUUCAUCCGGGAGGAGGCAGUCAAGGCGCUGGCUGUUAUGGCAGAGAACGUGAGCCCAUCACGGGCAUUGACUGCCCUUAUCGCAGGCGGUGUAAAACAUCGUAACACCACUGUUCGGAAAUGUACCGCUGAAAAUCUGCUGAGUGUUGUUGAACAUCUUGGAGCUGAGAGACUCUUAUCGGGGACCAAGGAGAAUCUGGAUCAGAUUGUCCAAACAAUGGUGAAAUUCUCCCAGGAUGGGAAUCAGGAAACCAGGUUUUAUGGUCGGAAGGCACUGAACAUUUUGGUGUCCCACCCAGAGUUUGAGAGAUACAUGGAACGCUCACUUCUGUCUCAGGAAUUUCACCACAUCAUCACAGCUAUAAAACAACGGGGAGAUGCCUUUUCAGAUCCUUAUUCAACGAAGGGUAGAAACUCAAGGGUCAACAGCUCCUUAAAAUGUCAGGAGAAUAUACCAAACACUGGAAGGAUGGAGCUGGACACACCACAACAGCAAGCAAUGACGCCACGUCGAUCAAUCAUUCGGGCUACAGAAGCAGUGGAGCAGGUGAAGCAAAUGAACAAAUUGCUGUCUUCCAAAGAGUUCCAGGAGAGGACACAGGGCAUCUCACUGCUGCUCCAACAUUGUGAGACCAACCCAGGCUUCGUCACCUCCAACAUUGUGAAUAUAUUUGAUGUAUUCAUUCCAAGACUCCAGGACUCGAAUAAGAAAGUGAAUCAGUUUGCACUGCAGUCCAUGUCAACCAUGAUCCCAGUGCUGAAGGAUGAUUUGCACCGUGUCUUACAUUCGAUAGUCAUUGUGGUAACUGACAACUUGAACUCAAAGAACACAGGCAUUUACACUGCAGCUGUGCAUGUCCUCGAUACGUUGAUAGAUCAUACAGACAACUUACUACUCCUUCAGCCUUUCGCCAGCAGAGUGCAGUUCAUCAGUGGCCGUGCAAUGCAGGAUAUCAUAGAGCGACUGUCAGUCCUUGUGCCGCCUGUGUAUCGUCGAAAGCCUCAAGCAGUGGAGCGGUACGUUUUGCCUGUACUCUGGUACCUGCUGGGCAAUAUGACUGGGAACGGAGUGAUCAAGGGCGGAAGCGGGAAUGUGCGGGCAGUGACGGCCAAACUGGCAACCAGCCUGCAUCAACAGAUGGGCACUGGCCUUCAGGAGUAUGCAGCGAGCCAGCCAGCACAUGUCAUCAAAACACUGCGAGAACUGACUGAGAAGGAGCUUUAA